CAGGGAUGUAUUGAUUAUAAUGCUAGCAAGAAGGACGUUCACAUAGUUCACUUUAUAUAGUGGUUGUCUAUAGUUGCUAGAAACAAAAACUUUAACGUAUGUUUAUAUCUAUUAAUAGAAAACAAAUAAACAAUUAUUAUAAAGUUUGUAAAAAAAUACUUUUACAAUUGUAACUACCAUUUAUCAGAUAAAGUGAUUCAUUAAUUAAACAAUCAAGAGGUAGAUACUCAGUAAAAUUGAUCUUCAAAUUUUCUACAUUAAUGAGUAGGCUAUAUAAUAAUGGCUCGACUUGCUUAUGAAUGUAAUUUGGGUCUAAGAUUCAAUUCAACUGAAGAGUUAGAAGCCAUAAGAUCAUAUACAUGCUCUGCUGAAAAAUCUUAUUGCCUUUAUUGUUGUUGUAACCCCCAGUGUUGUCUUUUAAUACAACGACGUCCUCCUAAACAUUUUUGGGAAGCUUGGUAUUUUUGGCUGGGAAUUGCCUUACUACUUCUUCUUAUUCUAUCUUCUAUAAGUAGCUACGUAGUUAGUAAUUGUCGUCAUAGCUUUCACACUAGUAUCACGAUUGGUAGAAAUAUUGAAAUCCCAACAAUCAGUAGAAGUAAUCGAGUCACCGGCGAGAUGAAUGAAAUUUCAGUUCAUGUUGUGCCGGCAACUGACGUUACAUUAUCAACACCACGAAUUAAAGUGCAAUUGGCUGCUCCACAGCCGAAUAUAACACACAUGAGUAAGUUAUUAAUUUUAUACCGAUAAUAUAAUCACAAUCAACAG
Chelonus insularis is the source of this 768-nucleotide messenger RNA. RefSeq lists its product as uncharacterized. The coding region runs from base 280 to 750 and encodes 156 amino acids. The transcript is spliced from 2 exons. The record is from RefSeq and is a predicted model, not a curated record. NCBI's taxonomy places the organism in Eukaryota, Metazoa, Arthropoda, Insecta, Hymenoptera, Braconidae.